This is a messenger RNA of Amborella trichopoda, 2327 nucleotides long. RefSeq names its product putative metal-nicotianamine transporter YSL6. Gene Ontology annotation, molecular function: oligopeptide transmembrane transporter activity. Gene Ontology annotation, cellular component: vacuolar membrane. Lineage: Eukaryota; Viridiplantae; Streptophyta; Magnoliopsida; Amborellales; Amborellaceae. The record is from RefSeq and is a predicted model, not a curated record.
GCAACCAAAUCCAUUUUUUCUCACUCUUAUCUCUCUCGCGUCAGAUGAGUGUCAAACAAACUGAGUCUCUCUCUCUCUCUCUCCUGGUAGAAAGUGACCUGAAAACCAGUCAUAUGAGGCUGUUUCUCUAGACUUUGCCACCUACCUCUGGUUUCUGGAGAUGGGUACUGAAGAAACUGGACGAUUGGAGAUCUCAGAGGCUUUGUUGGGUGAGUCUCAAAAUAUUAGAGAUGAAAUCGAGGUGAUUGAGGAGAUACAGCCGUGGCAAGACCAGAUUACCGUCAGAAGCCUGUUUGUUGGUGCUAUUCUUGGAGUUCUCUUCUGUGUUAUUAUUAUUAAGCUUGAUCUCACAGUUGGGAUAAUUCCCACUCUUAAUGUAGCUGCUGGUUUGUUGGGUUUUUUCUUCAUCAAGACAUGGACUGAUUUUCUAUCCCAUUUGGGUAUUUGGACUACUCCUUUUACGAAGCAAGAAAACACUGUUAUCCAGACCUGCAUUGUUGCCUGCAGUGGCAUUGCUUCCGCUGGGGGUUUUGGGUCAUAUAUGCUAGCCAUGGAUCAGAGGACAUAUGAACUUAUUGGAGUCGAUUACCAGGGCAAUAGACAAGAAGAUGUAAAAAAUCCAUCGUUGGGGUGGAUGAUUGGAUUCUUGUUUUCUGUUAGCUUUCUUGGCUUGUUCAGUGUUGUUCCACUCCAGAAGGUAAUGAUAUUGGACUACAAGCUCACUUAUCCUAGUGGAACAGCCACAGCCAUGUUGAUAAAUAGUUUUCAUACAAGCUCUGGUGCAGAAAUUGCAAGGAAUCAAGGUCGCACUCUCAGCAAAUAUCUCAGAAUUAGCUUGCUCUGGGCUUUUUUUAAGUGGUUCUUCAGUGGUAUUGAAGACUCCUGUGGCUUCGAUAACUUCCCCAGUCUUGGGCUGGAAGCAUUCAAAAACACAUUUUAUUUUGACUUCAAUCCAACUUAUAUCGGAUGUGGUAUCAUCUGCCCACAUAUAGUUACUUGUUCUGUUCUUUUUGGGGCAGUAAUAUCGUGGGGGUUUCUAUGGCCAUUUAUUUCACAACAUGCUGGUUACUGGUAUCCAGCAAAUCUGAAUCACAGUGACCUUAAGGGACUCUAUGGAUAUAAGGUCUUCAUAACAAUUGCUCUUGUCCUUGGGGAUGGGCUUUAUACCUUGAUCAAGAUUUUACUCAUAACAGUCAAGAAAAUAUGUGCUCAACGCUCAAAGAAGAGCAAGAUUCCUCUGACCAACACUUUUCAAGUUAUAACAGAUAGUGAAGUCUCGAAACCAAUUCUUGAGGAGAGAGGACGGAAUGAGACAUUUCUCAAAGGCAUGAUACCCUCAUGGAUAGCCACCUCAGGCUACAUAGGCCUCGCGGCAAUAUCCAUGGUUGCUAUUCCCACCAUAUUCCCCCCUCUCAAGUGGUAUUUGAUCCUCUUCUGUUAUAUUAUUGCGCCAUGCUUGGCCUUUUGCAACUCUUAUGGAUGUGGCCUCACUGACUGUAAUAUGGGCAGUACUUAUGGAAAGGUGGGUCUCUUCAUAGUUGCCUCUUGGAUGGGCCCAAAUGGAGGGGUCCUCAGUGGCUUAGCUGCAUUUGGGGUCAUGCUUUCUAUUGUCUCCACAGCUACUGACCUUAUGAAUGAUUUCAAGACUGGCUAUCUUACAUAUUCGUCACCUCGGUCUAUGUUCGUUAGCCAAUUGAUUGGAACAGCCUGGGGUUGUGUCUUAGCCCCUCUUACAUUUUGGAUGUUUUGGAAUGCCUUCGAUAUAGGCUCACCUGAUGGUCCAUACAAGGCCCCAUAUGCAGUGAUAAUGAGAGGAAUGGCUAUAUUGGGUGUUGAGGGCUUCUCUUCUUUUCCCAAGUAUUGCUUGGAGAUGUGCUAUGGAUCCUUUGUUGCAGCUUUGGUCAUUAACCUCGUAGGGGAGGUGUGCCCUAAAAGAGUGGCUAAGUACAUCCCGAUCCCUAUGGCAAUGGCUAUACCCUUUACUAUUGGGGCGUAUUUUGCGAUUGAUAUGCUUGUGGGGACAGUGAUUUUGUAUGUUUGGGAGAGGAUCAAUGAAAAGGAUGCAGAGGCAUAUGCAUGCCCAGUUGCAUCUGGUUUGAUCUGUGGCGACGGGAUUUGGUCCAUCCCUUUAGCCUUGUUUUCAAUUUUCAAGAUUAAUCCUCCUAUAUGUAUGUCCUUUCGGCCUUCUGUAAGUAGCUGAAUGAAUAGUCAUAUGGGCCUGGGUAUGUAUGAUGAUUAUGGAUGGGUCAUAUGGGCAUUGCACGUAGUUAUGUAUGGCAGUUUUUUGAAUCUUAUGAUCUUCAAGUCCGAACUGCAGAUUGUUCUCA